This is a messenger RNA of Penicillium nucicola, 1752 nucleotides long. RefSeq lists its product as uncharacterized. The record is from RefSeq and is a predicted model, not a curated record. The transcript is spliced from 3 exons. The coding region runs from base 1 to 1752 and encodes 583 amino acids. Lineage: Eukaryota; Fungi; Ascomycota; Eurotiomycetes; Eurotiales; Aspergillaceae.
AUGGACGAAACUAUCUUGAGCCUGACAGCGCAGAAGAUACGAGAGCUCUUCACCAUCUGCGGAAUUGAGGACAGCGAGGAACAUCUUAAGAUGGUUAUCGCCCACGCUGCCGACCAUGUUCGCAAAGCUCGACUCGUGACUGCUAGAUGUCUACCCCAGCCUACCUUCGAGCCUAAGGAAGCGACCACAGAAACACCUCCGACUCCGCCACAUGACAUUCGUGGGUCCUAUCGACUUAUGAAACAGACAGGGAAGGAUGGACCUACAACCUAUAGCGACAUGGCCAGUACAGAGAAGAAGAAGAGAAAGAAGAGAAAAAGAAGCAACAAGCCGGAGUUGAUAGACCAACCGCCUGGAGCGUCAGUUGCUGAUGGAAAUGGGACUGCCAAAAAUAAGACUCCCGAGGAAUCAAUUCCGCCAGAAAUACAAACAACGUCCGAAGUCGACGAACCCGAAUCUUUAUGUGUGCCGAACCCCCGUGACAACUCUUUGCCACUAUAUCUCGACUCUGCCUACGAGAUGAAGGUCAUGACGACAAUAUUGAUACAGUGUGUCAAAUCUACCUCUGAUAUCGCACAAUAUGGACAACGCGACUGCAUGGUCCUGGCAACAACUAAAUUCGAGAGAAUGCGGGACCAUGUCAAACAGUUCUCUCAAUACAAUUAUGAACAAGCCAUUCAAGCCAUUCGAAGAGACAACGCGUUAAAAACUGGCAGGGCAGUACAGACAAGGUACAAUGAAUCUGUUUUCUGGCCAAUCAUUCUAAGGUGCGCUGCGCUGAUCGACUCGGCAACGCUGCCAGCCGCCAAGGGCCCAGUUGAUGGAUUCACCAUGGCAGAAAAAGCUGCCACGAAGAAAUUCAUGGAAGAUAUCGGCUACGGCUUAGGUGCGGAAAAUCAGCGACAAUGCCGCAUUUUCUGGAAGAACAUAUUUCACAUGCGCGAGGCUGGUGUUGACAAAAUCCUGUUCUAUCGUACGAAAGAAUUCGACAGUUUCUGCAAAGGUUAUUCCAAAGCAUCGGAAACUCCACUUGUGGAUAAAGUUCUGAGAUGGGAAAAUGAGUAUCGGUCUCAUAUCGAACAACUGGAAAUGCGAAUGACUCAAUUGAAGACAGGCGACUUGAAGCGUCUUAGCUAUCUCCGCGAUCCUCACGUGCUAGAGCGGCUGAGAGUGCCAGAGCUCUCGUGGGAUAAUGCUUCAAACGAGUGGGCCUUUAACGCCGAGGAAGAAAGCUUCAGGCAAUACGGCUUGAAGUCUAUCUCAACUGAUAUUCUAGGCAUACCACACAAUGAUGAAUUUUUCUAUGAUGAUGAAAAAGACAAGUCCGCAUUCAUCACUCUUCUGCCCAAAGAUGAUGGGUCUCUGCUCGUCUCUUCGAUUGUUCCCAUCUACGAGGGAGACUUCCUAGGUAUAUUCGCCGGCAAAAUCCGUUUCUCAAAAGAUUUAAGCGUCACCCACGGUAUCUCCGGUCCCGCCGAGAACCUAUGGCUGGACUAUUCUCAGGUGACUGGGACCCUGAAUCAAAUGCAGGUAUCUGAACCUGGUGGUGACGCAAAUGUGUGCCUUCGUUGGUCUAUAUUUCAUGAUGAUUCUGCGACAGAGCCGCGUGUUACAUGGCGUAUCUCCGUCAAAGCCACUAAGCAUAUCAUGCCAUUUCUUCCCGUCGUGCGCACAGCUGCUCAGCAAGAGCAAUACGAUUUGCACUUAUCGCCUGAUAACGCAAAAAGAGGCUUUCUCGAAACCUGUUACUAA